AUGUCUCAACGAAACUGGGCAGAAAAGCCCUCUGGAUACGAACCUGCUCGCGUCUACGAUGUGGACGACGGACCUUCACGACCGGAUACUAUCGUAUACAAACGCUACAGCCUUUUUAGCUGCACCGAAUGGGUCUUGGAGAUUAUCACGUCUAUCGGGAGCCUGAUCAUUCUUGCGGCGGUGGCUGUCAUCUUCAGGACAGUGAAUAAUCAACCUCUAUCGAACUGGACCUUCCCCAUUUCUCUCAACGCCGUUAUCUCGAUAUUGACGACUGCUUGUUCAGCGGCUAUUAUGCAUGGCGUCAGCACAUUCAUCAGCCAGCUGAAGUGGCUUCAUUUCAAAAAUGGACCUCAGAAGCUGGAACACCUGGAAAGGUUUGAUGAAGCCAGCCGUGGACCUCUAGGAUCUCUCAAGUUUCUGGUCUCAAUGAAAUGGAACCUGGCAACCAUCGGAGCCUUGGUCACCAUUUUCCGUCUUGGUCUGUCACCAUUGGCUCAACAAGUGGUGAAGAUUGAGGAACGUUUCAUCCCCACCACAGACAACAAUGUCACGUUUGGCUAUACGCACACAUACAAUCGCGUUCUGGAUUAUCCUGACUUACUCGAGUUUCCUGAAAUCUCCCGAUUCGGCAUCUACCAAGCAACUCCCGAUGUAAACUUCAACCAGUCCAACAUCAACAUCACGGAGUGUUCACUUUCAUUGGCUGCUUAUAAGUACACGGGCGCAAGAUCAGAGAGCACAUCGUUUUCCUUCGCAAAGACGGAAAUGAUCCAGUUCAGUGGCAAUCGUUCCGGCCCUCAAAGCGACCGACACAAUAUCUUAGAGGGCAUGGAAUUCACCAACGGGUACAAAGCCAGUGAUUUGCCUGCAUUUAAGAUGUCUUCGUACGACCUAAGGGCCUUGGGGCAGUUCUUUACGUCUGGGGCCAUCGUCACCUAUUGGGUCGACGGGUACGGGCCCAGCUUUGAUAAUAAGGUUUCUGGCCUUAGCGCUGCUGCUUUGGCUGGCGACGUAGACAUCGGAGAGCGAUUCAAAAAGAUGGCAGUCAGUAUGACGGAUUAUCUGCGCUCGGGGCCGAAUAGCAAGUCAGCAGUGGGAGACAGAGUGGAUCAAAUACCCUACGUGUCAAUUCGGUGGUGGUUUUUCGCCGGCCCUGUUGCGAUCGAAGCUCUUGCGCUGUUGUUCGCGGUGUUGACAAUCUUCAGCAACCGAGAAAGCAGCAGAGUCCCUCUGUGGAAGUCCUCCGCUCUUGCGGUCUUGGCAUGCGAGCACGAGAAGAAAUCGGAACUACUGAGGACUACGGCCAAGGAUAUCAGAAAGAUUGAGAAAACGGCCAAGAACUCUUUGGUCAAGCUGGAGUAA
This is a messenger RNA of Colletotrichum chrysophilum, 1362 nucleotides long. RefSeq lists its product as uncharacterized. The record is from RefSeq and is a predicted model, not a curated record. The coding region runs from base 1 to 1362 and encodes 453 amino acids. NCBI's taxonomy places the organism in Eukaryota, Fungi, Ascomycota, Sordariomycetes, Glomerellales, Glomerellaceae. The transcript has 2 exons.